Messenger RNA from Achroia grisella, 2377 nucleotides. RefSeq names its product protein HBS1 (gene HBS1). Gene Ontology annotation, biological process: translation. The record is from RefSeq and is a predicted model, not a curated record. Lineage: Eukaryota; Metazoa; Arthropoda; Insecta; Lepidoptera; Pyralidae. Gene Ontology annotation, molecular function: GTPase activity; GTP binding. The transcript has a single exon. The coding region runs from base 142 to 2187 and encodes 681 amino acids.
GUCACUAUCUCGCUGUCAAAAGCAGGCGUAAAAGACAAAUUUGCGAAAACGUGUAUUAUUUAUUUUCAUAUAAUCGCAAAAGUCAAAACCUUUUUGCAAUAUGGUGUUUUCAUAAGCAUUAGUGUGUUCUUGAAUUUGAAAAUGGCACGCCAUCGUAAUGUUAGGAACAGAAAUUAUUCUGACGACUACGACUACGACGAUGUUUAUGGACAUUCAGUUGAAGAUGAGAGUUGUUUAUCACCGAGUGAUACUGAUCAGUGGAUGUAUGACCGGUCACGAAAUCAGCAAGCGAUAUCUCACUUCUUAGACAGCCAUCAUGAUAUCCAGGAGGAGACCGAGGAUGAGGUGCCAGAAGCAUCUCGUCCUAGUUUAGAUCGACGGGAGUCUGUAGAUUUGCUUAGCCUGAAUCUCGAUGACGAACAAGAAACGAAGCUUAUGUCCUGCUUAGAUGAGUUACGCAACAUAUUAGGUGAUACAAUAGCAGAAAACAUCUUGAUACAAAGUGUUCUUAACAACAAGUUUGAUUAUAAUAAAGCUUUAGAUGAAAUUUUAAGUAAGAACACGAAUAAAGAACCUGAGGUGCCUAAGGUAGAACAAGUUAAGUCUCUCGGUAUUAUUGAUCCAGUGAAAGCACCUGUUAUAUCAACAAAAGAGUCAAUUCCAAUAGUAGUGGCAUCAGUUUCUGAGCCUAAAAGUAAUGCUGUUGUUAAAGGAUUUAAAGUGAUAUCAGACAACAAUUCAGGGUUGAGUAGUCAUCCACAAACACCCAGAGAUCAGUCACCAGCUACUGAGAGAGUUCUAACACCAAAGAUUGAUCAGUCUGAAGAAAAGGCGUCAACUAAAACAAAAGACAAUAAAAUAGAUCCCAAUAAGCAAUAUACAACUGAAAGGGGAUCGGAUAAGGAUCACUUGUAUAUAGUGGUUAUUGGUCAUGUUGACGCUGGUAAGUCAACUCUAAUGGGGCGUUUACUCUGUGAAAUGGGAGAAGUUAGUCAAAGGACAUUGCACAAGUAUGAGCAGGAAAGUAAGAAGAUUGGUAAACAAAGCUUCAUGUAUGCAUGGGUAUUAGAUGAAACUGGUGAGGAGAGAGUGCGAGGAAUUACUAUGGAUGUAGGUCAUGCUCAGUUUGAGACGAAAACUAAGAAAGUAGUAAUUCUUGAUGCCCCUGGACAUGCAGAUUUCAUUCCAAAUAUGAUAACUGGGGCAGGCCAAGCUGAUGUUGCUUUAUUAGUAGUGGAUGCAACAAGGGGGGAAUUUGAAUCAGGCUUUGAUCUUGGUGGUCAGACUCGGGAACAUGCACUUCUUGUCCGAUCACUUGGAGUCAGUCAGCUUGCAGUGGCUGUUAACAAACUAGAUACAACUACCUGGUCUCAAGAGAGAUUUAAUGAGAUUACAAAAAAACUGAAAGUAUUCUUGAAACAAGCAGGUUUUAAAGAAGCUGAUGUCACUUAUGUUCCAUGUUCAGGCUUGACUGGUGAGAAUCUUGUAAAAACACCGACUGAGCCAGAGCUGUUGAAAUGGUACAGUGGCCCUUGCCUUUUAGAUGUUAUUGAUAAGUUCAAUGUUCCUGAGAGACCUGUCUCCAAACCAUUGCGUUUCUCAAUAAAUGAUGUUUAUAAAGGCACUGGGUCUGGAUUUUGUGUUUCAGGACGCAUUGAAACUGGUGUACUCAAUAAAGGUGAUAAAGUAUUGUUGUGCCCAACAAAAGAGUUGGCUGAAGUUAGAAGUAUAAGUAUAAAUGACAUGACAAAUAAUGUUGCUUUUGCUGGGGAUCAGGUCAGUGUUACACUGUCUGGUGUGGACAUGCAGAAUGUAUCUGUUGGAUAUAUAUUGAGUGAUACUAUCCAACAAGUGCCAGUUACCACUAAAUUUGAAGCAAGAAUUGUUGUUUUUAAUGUCAAAGUACCCAUAACUAAAGGCUACCCUGUGUUAAUACACCAUCAGUCAUUGGUAGAGCCUGCUAAUAUAGUGAAAUUAAAAGCACUACUGAAUAAAAGUACAGGGGAACCUAUGAAAAAGAAGCCUCGUUGUUUAGGCAAUAACUCUGUAGCCGUUGUAGAUAUCGAAGUCUGCAGACCAAUCUGUAUUGAACGGUACAAAGAUGUCAAGGAGUUGGGACGGGUAAUGUUGCGUGUUUCAGGUGUCACAAUUGCAGCAGGUCUUGUUACUGAUAUUUAUAACAUUUGAUUGAUCUGAUAAAUACUCAUAGGCAUGACUAUAACAAUGUGGUGUGAAAAAUGAGGAGACAUUGGAUUUUAAUUAUUUAAUAUUUGUGCAGUUGCUUAGCUAUUAUGAUUGUGAAAAUUGCAAUGUUAUAAUAAUGAUGUACAAUAAUGUAUCGUGCUAUAUCAAUCAUUGGUUAUAAUUUAAUAAAAUA